AUGGGCUUUCAGGCAGCCAAAGCAAGAGGCUUUUACGUCCAGGAUCUAGCAACAUCAGCAGGUGGUCUCCAAAUCAGCUCUGCAGAAGUGAAAUGCUCCCUUUGUGUUGUGGGGAUUCAGGCGCUGGCUGAGAUGAACCGGUGGAGAGAAGUUCUGUCUUGGGUCCUACAGUAUUACCAUGUCCCCGAACAUCUGCCUCCAAAAGUUCUGGAGCUGUGUAUCCUGUUAUACAGCAAAGUGAGAGAGCCCCAAGUGAUGCUGGAGGUUGGCAGUAGCUGGCUGAGAGACCAAGCCAAUAAGAACCUCCUCGAGUAUGGUUCAUUGCUGGAGCUCUACCUGUUGCAUGUGUUGCUUCCACUUGGCCAGUUUGAGGGGGCAGAGGAGCUUGUACGUGGCUGUGAUGUUCUUGACAGUGAACAGCAGCUGGCAUUUCUCGGGACCAUUCGUGAAAGCCGAUGUCAGCAGACUCAACGGGAAGAGAUGCACUCCGCUGAUGAAGAGCAGCAGAAUGCAGCAACAGAAUCUGUUUUGGGUGCUCUGUCCCAAAAGCUCUUGGCGAUGUUGACAUUGCUACGUCGAGCACUGAGGUCCAUGUCAAGCCACUUCUAUUUACUUCCUUACAAAAAGAUGCUCUUGGCUACUUUUCUCCUUUACCUGGUGGUGGUGAGAUUAGAUCCAGCUUCUCCCACAUCACUGCCUUUCAUUUAAAAAAAAAACUUCCGACAGGCUUGGGCAGCUGUUUUUUCUCCAGUCCAUAGGCCUCCAAUUCAUGACUAA
Messenger RNA from Chaetura pelagica (chimney swift), 777 nucleotides. RefSeq names its product peroxisomal biogenesis factor 26 (gene PEX26). The record is from RefSeq and is a predicted model, not a curated record. Gene Ontology annotation, molecular function: ATPase binding; protein-containing complex binding. Gene Ontology annotation, biological process: protein import into peroxisome membrane; protein import into peroxisome matrix. NCBI's taxonomy places the organism in Eukaryota, Metazoa, Chordata, Aves, Apodiformes, Apodidae. Gene Ontology annotation, cellular component: peroxisomal membrane; peroxisome.